Messenger RNA from Aaosphaeria arxii CBS 175.79, 1632 nucleotides. RefSeq names its product FAD dependent oxidoreductase. Gene Ontology annotation, cellular component: cytoplasm. The transcript has 3 exons. NCBI's taxonomy places the organism in Eukaryota, Fungi, Ascomycota, Dothideomycetes, Pleosporales. The record is from RefSeq and is a predicted model, not a curated record. The coding region runs from base 177 to 1583 and encodes 468 amino acids. Gene Ontology annotation, molecular function: oxidoreductase activity.
CUCCAUUAUCAGCCCACCACGCUUUGGAAAGGAUAACGUGCUUCAGAUCGACAUUGCAUGGAUGAUGUGCUACGGACUUAGAUAAGAACUUUAAUUGUAUACACACAAACACUCCUGUUAAUCACACUCAAUCACUCUCUUGGAUAUCUCAAACAAAUCUGGAUAGUCCAUCAGCCAUGUCGUCGCGCGCAGAGGAGAGUUCUCGCAGCCCCGUCGCCAACCCGGUUCCGUCGUUCUGGAAUGCGGAGCCACGCGCCCUGGACGAUCAUCGCACUACCCCAGAUCUCCCCCAGACCUGCGAUGUCGUGAUUGUGGGUGCGGGCUUUGCCGGUGUAGCCACGGCUUACCAUAUCCUCAAGGACAACCCCAAUCCCCCAUCUAUCGUCCUCCUCGAAGCAAGGAAGGUCUGUUCAGGUGCAUCAGGGAGGAACGGCGGCCACGUCAAGCCCGACACAUACUUCAAUGUGCCCAAGUUUGCAAAGAUCUUUGGUGUCCAGGCAGCUGCUGAGCUUGCGGCAUUUGAGGCUUCUCAUGUCUACGCUGUAAAGGAUCUUGUUGAGGCAGAGAAGCUUGACUGUGACUUUCACUUGACUCGGGCGUUGGACGUCUACCUCGACCCUGAGCAUGCGAAACAGACUGAGGCGGCGUAUCGUGAUCUUAUAAAAACAGGAGCCGUCAAUCUACAUGAUGUUGCCUUCACACCGGAGAAGGAUGCCGAAAGGGUUUCCGGGGUCAAAGGUGCCCGAUGCUGUUUCUCCUUUACGGCAGCCCAUCUGUGGCCAGCCAAGAUGAUCCACCAAUUGCUAGAGGGUCUUCUAAAGAAAGGAUUGAAUCUCCAAACCAACACACCCACACAAUCAGUGUCCUCAACAAAAGACGCCGACGGCAACUGGACAGUGCAGACCCCUCGCGGAACCAUCAAAGCCCGCAAAGUCGUCUUCGCCACCAACGGCUACACCGCACAGAUCUUGCCCGAGUACAAAGACAAGAUCGUUCCCGUCCGUGGCAUCUGCAGUCGAAUUUCUUCGCCCCGAGGCGUGGCGACACCGCAUCUCGUCAAUACGUACGGUAUCCGGUUCGAUGCGCGGAACAACGACUAUCUCAUUCCACGUGCGGACGGCAGUAUCGUAGUUGGCGGCGCGAGACAGCGUUUCUGGCAUCACAGAGAGCAGUGGUUUGACAACGUGCGUGACGACGAGCUUGUGGCGGACGCUGUGUCGUAUUUCGAUGGAUACAUGCAGAGGCAUUUUAGAGGAUGGGAGGACAGCGGUGCUAAGGUUUCAGAGGUCUGGACUGGAAUCAUGGGCUACAGCUCCGACUUCAUACCCCACCUCGGCGAGGUGCCCGACAAGCCUGGGCAAUUCAUCAUUGCCGGAUUCUCAGGCCACGGCAUGCCGGAGAUUCUAGGCUCGAGCAAAGCCGUCGCCGCGCUCGUGAGAGACGGCACUCCAAUUGAAAAGUCUGGCGUCCCUGCUAUAUUGAAGACGAGUAAAGAGAGGGUUAUUCGUAAGGACAAUCCACUCGAAGAAUCGUUGCAGUCGGUUUGGGUGGAUGAUAAGAGCCCUGCGAAGGCCAAGUUGUAAUUAUUGUAAAUUAUACUAGCGCGUAUAUUUAUAUAGCUCCUAGGGGAGA